Molecule: messenger RNA, 1157 nt
Organism: Owenia fusiformis
Lineage: Eukaryota; Metazoa; Annelida; Polychaeta; Sabellida; Oweniidae
Source: the annotation of a GenBank genome assembly
CAGACCUGAGACUAACAUAAAAUUUUUUAUGUUAGUCUCUGUACAGACUGAGUAGCAGUGAGAACAACUGUCAUAAUUUGCCAGAUCUAGCCAAGGCGACCUUAUUCCAUUGAAACAUGUCCUACAAGGUUGAAGUUGUGCCAGGACUUGAAAAUAUUACCAAGUCUAUAGGGGAGGGUCCGCACUGGGAUGAUGCGACGGAGUCUUUGUUGUUUGUUGAUAUAAAUGAUGGUGAUGCCUAUGGAUGGGAUUCUAAGACAGGCAAAGUGGAGAAAUUCCAUGCAGAUGGAACAGUUAGCUUGAUUGUUCCACGAAAAUCUGGAGGCUAUGUCAUCAGCAUCAACAAGGGAUUGCACCAUUUGGAUUUUGAGACGAAAACCACAACACGUCUUUCUGAGGAGGUGGGAGCUGGGCUUGAUGCUCGAUUCAAUGAUGGAAAAUGUGAUCCUAAAGGGAGAAUUUGGGCAGGCACUAUGGGCAAUGAGAUUAAGCCUGCUGUAGUAGCCCCUGAACUUGGAAGCCUGUACAGACUGGACACAAAUAAAGUUCUCACUGAACAAGUGGAGAAAGUCACUAUUUCCAAUGGCCUUGCUUGGACGGAUGAUAAAAAGACCAUGUAUUACAUAGAUUCCAUCCCCAAGCAGAUUUAUGCCUUUGACUAUGAUAAUGACUCUGGUGAUAUAAGCAAUCGUCGUGUGGUGAUAGACUUUGAGAAGUGUGAUGAGAAGGGUGUUCCUGACGGUAUGUGUAUUGACACGGAAGGAAAACUCUGGGUAGCUUGUUACUUUGGAGCCCGUAUUGUCAGAUUUGACCCCGAAACAGGCAAACAGUUGAUGGUAGUUGAUAUUCCUGCACUUCGUACAACGUCUUGCUGCUUCGGGGGUCCAAAUAAGGACAUUCUCUAUGUGACCUGCGCUGCUAAUAAUUCAACACCUGAGGAAUUAGAAAAAUAUCCUUUGACAGGAUCUGUGUUCCGCAUAACAGGACUUGGUUUCAAGGGCUUCAAAGCAAAUGUUUUUGAAGGAUAAACUAAUGAAUCAACUUUUGAAAUUAAAUAAAAGCACCUGCAUCAACAUUUCAAUGACUGUACUGUACUUUACUUUUAAAUGAAAUAAUUGGUAAUUGUCAUCAUAGUUGAUUUUAUGUCACCAUCAAAA